AUGCCUGGUAUAAGAAUACAGCUAGAAUACUUCUGCAGGAAGACGGCCAAGCACCAGGCUGUGGGGGGGAAUGAGGACGAGAAGGUGCAGCCCCUUACCAAGAAGCAGCCAGCCAGCCAGCUUGCAGCAGCCCCUCUGAAGAGAUACGGGCAGCAGAGCACAGACAGAGAAUGUAUUAAAAAGAUCUUAGGUCUGGAGAUGAUCAAGCUGUCAGCCAGGGCGGUAGUAGUGCUGGACUUUGGGAGAUGCAAUGAGACCUAUUCAACUGGAGCCAGACGCAGUGAGACCUAUUCAACUGGAGCCAGACGCAGUGAGACCUAUUCAACUGGAGCCAGACGCAGUGAGACCUAUUCAACUGGAGCCAGACGCAGUGAGACCUAUUCAACUGGAGCCAGACGCAGUGAGACCUAUUCAACUGGAGCCAGACGCAGUGAGACCUAUUCAACUGGAGCCAGACGCAGUGAGACAUAUUCAACUGGAGCCAGACGCAGUGAGACCUAUUCAACUGGAGCCAGAUGCAGUGAGACCUAUUCAACUGGAGCCAGACGCAGUGAGACCUAUUCAACUGGAGCCAGACGCAGUGAGACCUAUUCAACUGGAGCCAGACGCAGUGAGACCUAUUCAACUGGAGCCAGACGCAGUGAGACCUAUUCAACCAGUGAGACCUAUUCAACUGGAGCCAGACGCAGUGAGACCUAUUCAACUGGAGCCAGACGCAGUGAGACCUAUUCAACUGGAGCCAGACGCAGUGAGACCUAUUCAACUGGAGCCAGACGCAGUGAGACCUAUUCAACUGGAUCCAGACGCAGUGAGACCUAUUCAACUGGAGCCAGACGCAGUGAGACCUAUUCAACUGGAGCCAGACGCAGUGAGACCUAUUCAACUGGAGCCAGACGCAGUGAGACGUAUUCAACUGGAUCCAGACGCAGUGAGACCUAUUCAACUGGUGCCAGACGCAGUGAGACCUAUUCAACUGGUGCCAGACGCAGUGAGACCUAUUUAACUGGUGCCAGACGCAGAGAGACCUAUUCAACUGGUGCCAGACGCAGUGAGACCUAUUCAACUGGAGCCAGACGCAGUGAGACCUAUUCAACUGGAGCCAGACGCAGUGAGACCUAUUCAACUGGAGCCAGACGCAAUGCAGUGAGACCUAUUCAACUGGUGCCAGACGCAGUGAGACCUAUUCAACUGGUGCCAGACGCAGUGAGACCUAUUCAACUGGAGCCAGACGCAGUGAGACCUAUUCAACUGGAGCCAGACGCAGUGAGACCUAUUCAACUGGAGCCAGACGCAGUGAGACCUAUUCAACUGGAGCCAGACGCAGUGAGACCUAUUCAACUGGAGCCAGACGCAGUGAGACCUAUUCAACUGGAGCCAGACGCAGUGAAACCUAUUCAACUGGAGUCAGACGCAGUGAGACCUAUUCAGCUGGAGCCAGACGCAGUGAGACCUAUUCAACUGGAGCCAGACGCAGUGAGACCUAUUCAACUGGAGCCAGACGCAGUGAGACCUAUUCAACUGGAGCCAGACGCAGUGAGACCUAUUAAACUGGAGCCAGACGCAGUGAGACCUAUUCAACUGGAGCCAGAUGCAGUGAGACCUAUUCAACUGGAUACAGAUGCAGUGAGACCUAUUCAACUGGUGCCAGAUGCAGUUAGACCUAUUCAACUGGUGCCAGACGCAGUGAGACCUAUUCAACUGGUGCCAGACGCAGAGAGACCUAUUCAACUGGUGCCAGAGGCAGUGAGACCUAUUCAACUGGAGCCAGACGCAGUGAGACCUAUUCAACUGGAGCCAGACGCAGUGAGACCUAUUCAACUGGAGCCAGACGCAGUGAGACCUAUUCAACUGGAGCCAGACGCAGAGAGACCUAUUCAACUGGAGCCAGACGCAGUGAGACCUAUUCAACUGGAGCCAGACGCAGUGAGACCUAUUCAACUGGUGCCAGACGCAGUGAGACCUAUUCAACUGGUGCCAGACGCAGUGAGACCUAUUCAACUGGAGCCAGACGCAGUGAGACCUAUUCAACUGGAGCCAGACGCAGUGAGACCUAUUCAACUGGAGCCAGACGCAGUGAGACCUAUUCAACUGGAGAAUGACGCAGUGAGACCUAUUCAACUGGAGCCUCACACAGUGAGACCUAUUCAACUGGAGCCAGAAGCAGUGAGACCUAUUCAACUGGAGCCAGACGAAGUGAGACCUAUUCAACUGGAGCCAGACGCAGUGAGACCUAUUCAACUGGAGCCAGACGCAGUGAGACCUAUUCAACUGGAGCCAGACGCAGUGAGACCUAUUCAACCAGUGAGACCUAUUCAACUGGAGCCAGACGCAGUGAGACCUAUUCAACUGGUGCCAGACGCAGUGAGACCUAUUCAACUGGUGCCAGACGCAGAGAGACCUAUUCAACUGGUGCCAGACGCAGUGAGAUCUAUUCAACUGGAGCCAGACGCAGUGAGACCUAUUCAACUGGAGCCAGACGCAGUGAGACCUAUUCAACUGGAGCCAGAUGCAGUGAGACCUAUUCAACUGGAGCCAGACGCAGUGAGACCUAUUCAACUGGAGCCAGACGCAGUGAGACAGAUUCAACUGGAGCCAGACGCAGUGAGACCUAUUCAACUGGAGCCAGACGCAGUGAGACCUAUUCAACUGGAGCCAGACGCAGUGAGACCUAUUCAACUGGAGCCUCACACAGUGAGACCUAUUCAACUGGAGCCAGACGCAGUGAGACCUAUUCAGCUGGAGCCUCAAACAGUGAGACCUAUUCAACUGGAGCCAGACGCAGUGAGACCUAUUCAACUGGAGCCAGAUGCAGUGAGACCUAUUCAACUGGAGCCAGACGCAGUGAGACCUAUUCAACUGGAGCCAGACGCAGUGAGACCUAUUCAACUGGAGCCAGACGCAGUGAGACCUAUUCAACUGGAGCCAGACGCAGUGAGACCUAUUCAACUGGAGCCAGACGCAGUGAGACCUAUUCAACUGGAGCCAGACGCAGUGAGACCUAUUCAACUGGUGGCAGACGCAGUGAGACCUAUUCAACUGGUGCCAGACGCAGUGAGACCUAUUCAACUGGUGCCAGACGCAGUGAGACCUAUUCAACCGGUGCCAGACGCAGAGAGACCUAUUCAACUGUAG
This is a messenger RNA of Salmo salar (Atlantic salmon), 3132 nucleotides long. The record is from RefSeq and is a predicted model, not a curated record. Lineage: Eukaryota; Metazoa; Chordata; Actinopteri; Salmoniformes; Salmonidae.